CUCUUUUAACCCUCUGUUGCUCAUUCUGCUCAGCUGUCAAAUCUACUUUUGUACGCUGCUAGUUAGCUAUGUAACCGUAUAUAUAUUUAUUUUUAACCAUUUCCUGCUGUCUGUAGUAAGAGUUUGCAUUGGAUCACCCUCUAAUGCUGCUGUGAAGAGCUGCUGCUGCUGCUUCAGGCUGAGUCCUGCUAUGGCGUCCGUGUACAGCGGAUCCCACACCUUGAGCAAGGAUGAUGUGAAUUACAGGAUGCAUUUCCGAAUGAUAAACGAGCAGCAGGUGGAAGAUAUCACGAUAGAGUUCUUCUACAGACCGCACACGAUAACGUUGCUGACAUGCACGGUGCUCAGUUUGAUGUAUUUCGCGUUCACAAGAGAUGAUGGAAAUCCCAACAAUAAUCUCUGGGUGGGGCUCAUCCUGGUCAUCUCCUUCUUCCUUGUGAUCAGUGUUUUGGCAUUUCCUAACGGUCCAUUCACCAGACCACAUCCAGCAAUAUGGCGAAUUGUUUUUGGUCUGAGUGUCCUCUACUUCCUGUUCCUGGUUCUGGUCAUCUUCCUAAACUGGAAGCAGGUGAAGCAACUAAUGUAUUGGUUGGAUCCAAACCUGCGUUACGCCAAGAGAGAGGCAGACAUAAUGGAUUAUGCUGUGAACUGCCAUGACAUCACCUGGGAGAGAAUCCUGAGUCAUUUUGACAUUUUUGCAUUCAGCCAUUUCUGGGGCUGGGGUAUGAAGGCCCUGCUCAUUCGAAGUUAUGGCCUCUGUUGGACCAUCAGUAUUACCUGGGAGCUUACCGAGCUAUUCUUCAUGCAUCUGCUGCCUAACUUUGCUGAGUGCUGGUGGGACCAGGUGAUUCUGGACAUCCUGCUGUGUAAUGGAGGAGGCAUCUGGCUUGGCAUGACUGUCUGCCGCUUUUUGGAGAUGAGGACCUACCACUGGGCCAGUAUUAAGGACAUCCACACCACCACGGGGAAGAUCAAACGCGCCGCUCUACAGUUCACCCCUGCGAGCUGGACCUACGUACGCUGGCUUGACCCAAAGUCUUCCCUGCAGCGAGUGAUGGGAGUCUAUCUGUUCAUGAUCAUCUGGCAGCUAACAGAGUUGAACACGUUCUUCCUCAAGCACAUUUUCAUCUUUCCCGCAAGCCAUGCUCUUAGCUGGUGUCGGAUCCUGUUCGUUGGUAUCAUCACGGCUCCAACAGUGAGGCAGUAUUAUGCGUACCUCACAGACACACAGUGCAAGAGAGUUGGGACGCAGUGCUGGGUGUUUGGAGCAAUAGCUUUUCUGGAGGCCCUGGGAUGUAUUAAGUUUGGACAGGACUUGUUUUCAAAGACACAGAUCCUCUAUGUGAUCCUCUGGCUGCUGUGUUUGGCCUUCAUUACAUUCCUGUGUCUGUAUGGAAUGGUGUGGUAUGCUGAAAAUUAUGGUCCAAAUGAAAAGAGCCUCUCAGAAUGUGAAGACAGUUACAAUGAAUUUGCUGAACAUAUGGCAGAAGAAUUUAAAGAGGAGUCAGAUGUGGAGUACGACGACGACAGCCCGAUAACCAGACGUAGAGGGAAGGGCUCCGGAAACACCAAAUCCAUCAACGGCCUGGACAGCCAGUAGGAGUUGGAGCCAGUGGCUGGUGUGCGUCUCCUGAACUCACUCCAAGGGGCCAGGUGUGAAGGAUCACAGGUUGAAAAAGGGGGUAAAGAUGCAACCACUUCCUGGUGUAAUUAAAGUCUAGAAAGCCCCCCACCUACAAAAGAGGGAGUGGAGACAGGAGAGGCUAAGUGGAUGAACAGGCCCAUGCAGUGUUAUUAGGAGUGCACAGAGGCUUGGACUACAUACAUACACACUUUAAACUGUGUUCUGUAGUCAUAAAAAAACAACUCCUAAACCACUGAUCACAGGUUUCUGUGUGUGAGAGCGAGAGAGAGCGCUGUAUUUUGUGUGGGAGAGAAAGAGGUGGCAAUAAAAAAAAAACUGCCGAUUGUAGAGGUGACUGCAUGAUCAUUGUAGCGGAUGAACAAUAAUUUACAAACAUUUAUCUAUGAUACAGUAUAUCAAUGAUGGUCAAUGUACAUUUGACUGGUUUACACCAGCCUUAACUCCAGUAUGUUGGGCCGACACAUUUCAAUGUUAAAAGCCAUCAUGUAGAAUUUAUCACAUUAAUUAGAGCCUCUAUGUUUAUAGCGCAGAAGGGCUGAAGUCUCUUUAUUAGCAUCAUCAUCUAUUGUCUAUUUGCAUCUUCGAUGUUCACACUUGUUUCGUGUUUAUAACUUGAAUGUGGGCAGGAUUUCAAUGCAAGGCCGCUUUAGCUUGGUAGGAUCAUUGACUGAGGAUUGUGUUUGACCUGGAACAAAGCAAAGUACACCGUUUAAGCACUUUUCAGAAUGUUUUCUUGCAAAUACUGUACAUUUUGUAAUGCUUGAGGUUUUUGUGAAUCAUCGUGACCUUGAGUGAUUUUACUCUCCCUGUCCAUCUGUGGCUGCUAUCUUUUUCUUUUCUUUUACUUUACUGAUAACGGAGGGCAAUUAUUCAUAUUCCUGCAUGUGUCAGGCUCUACCUGUCCAAGUGCAGGUGUGGCUUUGUUAUACUGUCGGCCUUCUUGUUAUGGCAUAUAUUGCAUUUGCAUGGCUGUGUCAAAUCAAGUGUUUUUAGUAGUAAAAUGUUACAAGAGUAGUCGAGAUCUUUGUAUAACACCACACAACAGGGUGCCAGUAUUGUUAUUUUUGUCUUUCACUGUCAUCGUAACAUUUUAAUUCACCCCUUGUGCCUGUUUGCAUGUUGGUUUUUUUUAUUCCCAACUUUUCUCACUUUGUAUUAAUACUCCAUUUUGCCUUUUUUGUGUUUCGAUUCUUCUGCUCUCGAGUGCUUUCUUGAACAUUUUUAUUUAUUUUAUUUUAUUUUAUUUGCUCUGUCAGCUUCAUCUAAGUACAGAUAUAUCCCUCAUAAUCCUCGACAAUCCAGACGCUGGAUCUGUGGAAUGGACCAGGCUCCUGUGCUACAGUAGACACUAUAAAUGGUACAUUGUCUCUGGAUUUAGAUGUCAUUUGCCAAAAACAAUUCCUAUGAAAACGGCUCUUCUUUUUCACUGUGAAAUAAUGAAACAUAAUAAAAUGUUUUACAUUUCCUCUUAAA
Messenger RNA from Cottoperca gobio, 3118 nucleotides. It is a transcript of the gene ptdss1a, whose product is annotated as phosphatidylserine synthase 1a. Gene Ontology annotation, biological process: phosphatidylserine biosynthetic process. Gene Ontology annotation, molecular function: L-serine-phosphatidylethanolamine phosphatidyltransferase activity. The transcript is spliced from 13 exons. The record is from RefSeq and is a predicted model, not a curated record. Bases 191 to 1600 code for a protein of 469 amino acids. NCBI's taxonomy places the organism in Eukaryota, Metazoa, Chordata, Actinopteri, Perciformes, Bovichtidae.